Messenger RNA from Haemonchus placei, 315 nucleotides. The record is from the annotation of a GenBank genome assembly. Lineage: Eukaryota; Metazoa; Nematoda; Chromadorea; Rhabditida; Trichostrongylidae.
AUGGGCCCAAUCUAUGUCAUUAGGGAAGACGAGUGGAACAAGCCUCACGUUAUAGAGUUUAUGGUUUCUCCUAACGAAAUCCACGACAAUGUGAUUAAGGUGAGCCUUGGAGUAGUUAUUAUGCAGGGUGGAGCCAUCGUAGAGAGGAAAUCAAUUGCCUUGAGUGUCCCUAUUCCAUGGAUCAGGAAGAGUAACAAACCCGUACGCAUGCGCAUCCUGAUACCGAAGUGGACCGAGAUGGUGAAGAAAAACCCUAAGAUUGGGAAGAGAGCGAAGACUCUGAAGAAGGCCAUGGCACCCAAAGCCAAGAAAUAA